Messenger RNA from Cotesia congregata, 537 nucleotides. The record is from the annotation of a GenBank genome assembly. NCBI's taxonomy places the organism in Eukaryota, Metazoa, Arthropoda, Insecta, Hymenoptera, Braconidae.
AUGGAUAAUAAUGACAAAUUGCAGAUCGUCAAAGACGCUAUAAAGACGUAUGUAAAUUUUCCAAAAGAGGGAAUAAUUUAUAAGGAUAUUUUCGGAGUGUAUCAAAAUGUUACAGCUAUGCGUGCAAUGAAUGAUUUGAUAAUUAAUCAUGUUAGAUCUUUGGAGAAAAUUGAUGUAAUCGUGGCUUUAGAUUCACGUGGAUUUCUUCUAGGACCAAUUAUAAGCUCUGAAUUAGGCAAACCGUUUGUUCCAAUUAGAAAAAAAGGGAAAUUACCGGGAAAUGUAAAACGUGAGAGUUACACUUUGGAGUAUGGUGAGGCCACGAUGGAAAUCCAAACAGACAGUAUAAGCAGUGGCAAGAGAGUAUUGAUUGUUGAUGAUUUAUUAGCAACUGGAGGAACUAUGGCUGCUUCAAUAAAAUUAGUCAAAGCAAUUGGCGCAGAAGUCGUUGAAUGCCUUGUAUUAAUGGAAUUAAAUUCACUUAAUGGACGAUCGAAAUUACCUGUACCUGUAUUUUCAUUGAUUCAGUACAACUAA